This is a messenger RNA of Echinococcus granulosus, 1302 nucleotides long. Its product is annotated as 26S protease regulatory subunit 7. The coding region runs from base 1 to 1302 and encodes 433 amino acids. NCBI's taxonomy places the organism in Eukaryota, Metazoa, Platyhelminthes, Cestoda, Cyclophyllidea, Taeniidae. The record is from RefSeq and is a predicted model, not a curated record. Gene Ontology annotation, cellular component: proteasome regulatory particle, base subcomplex. Gene Ontology annotation, molecular function: proteasome-activating activity; ATP hydrolysis activity; ATP binding. The transcript has 7 exons. Gene Ontology annotation, biological process: proteasome-mediated ubiquitin-dependent protein catabolic process.
AUGGGUAAGGAUUAUCUAGGAGAGGAUCAGAGGCGCGUUAAAGAUGAUAAAGAUGAGAAGGAGAUAAAGGCUCUUGACGAAGGUGAUAUCGCUCUUUUGAAGACAUAUGGAGCUGCUCCCUACAAUGAGGAAAUUAAGAAGUGUGAGGAUGAUAUUAACAGUAUAAUGAAGCGUGUCAAUGAACUUACUGGCAUUAAGGAAUCAGACACUGGUCUCGCUCCACCUGCUCUUUGGGAUCUGGUUGCUGAUAAAGUUUGUUUAUCGAGUGACCAUCCCCUUCAGGUUGCGCGAUGCACAAAGAUAAUAAAUGCGGAUUCUGAGGAGCCAAAGUACAUCAUCAAUGUGAAGCAAUUUGCCAAGUUUGUCGUUGAUCUAGCUGAAUCCGUGGCACCAACUGAUAUUGAAGAAGGGAUGCGUGUGGGUGUGGAUCGAACCAAGUAUCAAAUUCACAUUCCACUACCUCCCAAGAUCGAUCCCUCUGUUACUAUGAUGCAAGUUGAGGAUAAACCGGAUGUAACCUACAGUGAUGUCGGUGGUUGCAAGGAACAGAUUGAGAAGCUGAGAGAAGUUGUCGAGCUUCCCCUUCUCCACCCGGAAAAAUUUGUCAGUCUCGGCAUAGAGCCUCCAAAAGGCGUGUUGCUCUACGGUCCUCCCGGCACCGGCAAGACGCUGUGUGCACGCGCAGUCGCCAACCGUACAGACGCCUGUUUUAUUCGUGUAAUUGGUUCGGAGUUGGUGCAAAAAUAUGUCGGUGAAGGGGCUCGAAUGGUGCGUGAGCUCUUUGAACUGGCUCGCUCCAAGAAGGCCUGCAUUAUCUUCUUUGACGAAAUUGACGCUAUUGGUGGUGCCCGUUUCGACGAUGGUGCCGGUGGUGACAAUGAGGUGCAGCGAACCAUGUUGGAACUGAUUAACCAGUUGGACGGCUUUGAUCCUCGGGGCAACAUUAAAGUACUCAUGGCAACCAAUCGACCAGACACCCUUGAUCCUGCUCUCGUUCGUCCGGGUCGUCUUGACCGGAAAAUCGAGUUUGGUCUCCCUGAUCUUCCAGGCAGGACGCAUAUUUUCAAGAUUCAUGCAAGGUCAAUGUCCGUGGAGAAGGAUAUUCGCUAUGAGCUUUUGGCUCGCUUAUGCCCAAAUAGCACUGGCGCUGAAAUUCGAAGCGUGUGCACUGAGGCCGGGAUGUUCGCCAUACGAGCACGCUGCAAGAUGGCCACAGAGAAGGAUUUCCUGGAUGCAGUGAAUAAGGUGAUCAAGUCUUAUGCAAAGUUCAGUGCUACGCCCCGCUACAUGACCUACAACUAG